Molecule: messenger RNA, 1993 nt
Organism: Metopolophium dirhodum (rose-grain aphid)
Lineage: Eukaryota; Metazoa; Arthropoda; Insecta; Hemiptera; Aphididae
Product: kelch-like protein 2
Exons: 11
Coding region: 161-1915 (584 amino acids)
Molecular function (GO): protein binding
Source: RefSeq, a predicted model, not a curated record
CUUAAUUCGUGGUCACAGGUUAACCACCGUAGAACCACUCUUACCAUUUUCUCUUAUCACUCACGGACACCCGGGUAUCUAGACACGGUCUUUAUUUUUUCGGGUCAUUUCUUUUGAAGUUUUAAGGCAUUCAAAUCCUGGGCUUAAUAUACAAUUUACAAUGCAAAAUUCAAAGCAAAUACCAGAAACCAGGAGAUGUAAACCAGCCAAAUUAUAUGAAAAAUCAUCAUUUGUUGAUAUUUAUGAAGUAUUGCAAUCCUUAAGAAAUGGUGAAGUUUUUUGUGAUAUUAAACUUGAAACAGAUGAUAACAAAAUAAUAUUCGCACAUAAAGUAGUUUUAGCAUCGGCUAGUCAAUAUUUCCAUGCUAUGUUCACAAAAUUUCUAGAAGGGAAUCUUGAUCUUGUAGUUAUAAGACAGAUAGACUCAACCGCUUUACUGCACUUGGUAAAUUUUAUUUAUUCAGGAAAAAUCAUGGUUACUGAAGAAACCGUCCAGGUUUUGUUACCAGGUGCUAAUCUCUUGCAGUUAGAAGAAGUAAAACAGGCAUGUUGUGAUUUUUUACAGACACAACUCUGCCCUGCAAAUUGUAUCGAUAUAAACGCAAUAGCUAAUUUAUAUAACUGUACGGAAUUGUUAACAAGUUCAGAACAAUAUAUUCAACAACACUAUUCAGAAGUUGUUGGCAGUGAAGAUUUCCUAUCUUUAUCAUCGGCACAAGUAAUUAAGUUGAUCUCCAGUGAUAAACUUAAGGUUUCAUCUGAAGAAAAAGUAUUUGAAAGUGUUAUUCGUUGGGUAAAACAUGAAUUAGGUUCAAGAAAAUGUUUUUUACCCCAUUUACUGGAAUACGUACGUUUACCAUUAACAUCAAAGAACUACAUAAUAGAUAAAGUUGUUGAGGAACCUCUUCUUAAAAAUUGUUUUAAAUGUAAAGAUUACAUAAGUGAGGCAUUAAAUUUUCAUAUACUCAAGGCAGCAGAACUUAUUCCACAAAACAUCCGGCAUCAACCUAGAUAUGGAGAUAAAGUGAUAUUGGUUGAUGGUGGAAUGGAUACUAACGUAAGUAAGGGUAUAGAAUGGUAUGACCCAAAAACGGACCGAUGGCAGUAUGCACCAGAAAUGUUUACAACCCGUGAAGGAGCUGGUCUAGCUGUAGUGAAAGAAAAUUUAGUGUUUGCUGUGGGUGGUGUUGAUAAAAAUCAUGUUGAAACUCUUCGUUCAGUUGCUGUGCUGGAUGUUACUUCAGAAUCACCAUAUUGGAUACAAACAGUUGACAUGAUAGUUAAACGAGAAUAUCCAGUAGUUGGUGUAAUAAACAAUUAUCUAUAUGUCGUUGGUGGAUUUAAUACUGAUGAUGGAGAUUUAAAUAGUGCAGAAAUGUUUGACUACAAUACUCAAAAAUGGAGUAUGAUAUCUAGUUUACCUUUUAUAAGAUGUUCCUUUGGGGCCGGAGUCCUGAAUAAUCUUUUAUACGUGGUAGGAGGAUAUGAUCAAUCAUUACGGGAUUUAGACACUGUUGAAUGUUAUCAUCCCAGUUUUGAUACAUGGAAACCAGUUGCAAAAAUGUCCGUGUGUCGCAGUGAUGUCGGAGUAGGAGUUUUAGAUGGUGUACUGUAUGCUGUAGGUGGUUAUGAUGGAUUGAACUACCUUAGUAGUGUUGAAACAUACAGACCAAGUACAGGAGUUUGGACUUCUAUAACAGAUAUGCAUUUGCCUCGAAGACAUCCUGGAGUAGUUGCAUUAGACGGUUUAUUGUAUGUUGUCGGUGGACUCGACGACUCUCACUUUUUGUAUUCUUCAGAAUUUUACAACCCACAAACCAAUUCUUGGACCAUGGUCACAACAUCAAUGAAUGAUGAACGGAUUCAUGCAGUAGUACUAGCCAUUAAUAGGCCAAGACAUUUUACAACUUGUUAGCAUUCAUGAUGUUUAUUUUAUACAAUUUAUUAAUGUUUAUUAUAUUGUAUUAUAGUAUCAUUAUUGAUUUUCCAUUAA